AUGCCGUUCAGAAAACAGUUCCCUUGUAUUUAAUUUCAAGCAGGUGGUUUUGUAGUUGGCUAAAGGCUAUGUUAGAGGACGAAGAAACAUCUGUUGCUACAUCCUCGCCAUAGUUUUUGAGCUGCUGUCCGCCGCUAGGGUUUGCUACCGAUAUUUCCUUCAUCUGCCUUCAUGUACCUCUCAGGAAAACCAGCAGCCGUGUUUAGAAAGAAAAUGCACGUUACCCGUUUAGGAAAGUUUUACACCAGCUCGUUUGCAAUAUCUGAAUAAAUGAAUGUCUGUAAGGCAGAAAACGCAAAAACAUGACGGCCAAGAAAGCCGCUUUCCAGCCGCUGUCCAGUUCCCGCAUCCCGGCGGAGAGGAAGGGAGCGGCGGAGCGCGUUUGUAACCCCGAUUGCCGUGACUGCUUUUCCCCGCAGGAGCCGGAGAGACUGGUGGCCACAGUGUCGGGGAUUCACCAUCCCGUCGUGGGUGCUGUCGGGGGCUCGGGGCCGGUGGUGGUGGACGAGUCAUCCGACAGCGAGGGAGAACAAGAAGGGCCGCAGAAACUCAUUAGGAAAGUGUCGACCUCCGGGCAAAUACGAAGCAAGACGAGUGUGAAGGAGGGUCUGCUUUUAAAACAGACGAGCUCUUUCCAGCGCUGGAAAAAACGUUACUUCAAAUUGCGGGGACGGACACUUUACUAUGCCAAGGAUGCCAAGACGGGUGGUGUUUUGGCCCGCUGGCAGUAUCGAGUCUCUCGUAGCCGUGUUUGCUGGAGGGUGCUUUCUGUCUGCUGGACCGGUGCUCGUCAUCCGCCCCCCACGCUUGGUUCAAGUGCAUCAGAAGAAGGCUUGGUGGCCAUUCGGUCUCUCAUUUUCGAUGAAGUGGACCUUUCAGAUGCCAGUGUCGCUGAAUCAAGCACAAAGAAUGUCAACAACAGUUUCACGGUAAUUACACCAUUCCGAAGGCUUAUCCUGUGUGCCGAGAACAGGAAAGAAAUGGAGGAUUGGAUCAGCUCGCUAAAAUCGGUUCAGUCCAGAGAGCACUACGAGACGGCACAGUUUAAUGUGGAACAUUUCUCAGGGAUGCACAACUGGUAUGCCUGCUCCCACGCUCGCCCUACCUUCUGUAACGUCUGUCGGGACAGCCUUUCAGGGGUCACUUCUCAUGGACUGUCCUGUGAAGUGUGUAAAUUCAAAGCCCACAAAAGGUGCGCAGUCAGGGCCACCAACAACUGCAAAUGGACAACACUGGCCUCUAUUGGGAAGGACAUCAUUGAAGAUGAGGAUGGGAUUGCAAUGCCACACCAGUGGUUGGAAGGCAACCUGCCCGUCAGCGCAAAGUGUGCAGUUUGCGACAAAACGUGUGGCAGCGUGCUGCGCUUGCAAGACUGGCGCUGUCUGUGGUGCAAGGCGAUGGUGCACACAGCGUGCAUGGAUAUUUACCCCCGCAAAUGUCCCCUGGGCCAGUGUAAAGUCUCAAUCAUCCCCCCAACUGCUCUCAACAGCAUCGACUCUGAUGGUUUCUGGAAAGCCACAUGUCCUCCGUCUUGCGCUAGUCCACUUCUUGUGUUCGUCAAUUCUAAAAGUGGAGAUAACCAAGGGGUGAAAUUCCUCCGUCGCUUCAAACAGCUGCUCAAUCCGGCUCAGGUCUUUGACUUGGUCAAUGGUGGACCUCAUUUAGGUUUCUUCUUUUUCUAUUUAAGUCUUCGGUUGUUCCAGAAGUUCGAUAACUUUCGAAUCCUGGUGUGUGGUGGAGAUGGAAGCGUUGGCUGGGUCCUGUCUGAAAUUGAUAAACUAAACCUUCACAAGCAGUGCCAGCUAGGCGUGCUGCCGCUGGGGACUGGGAACGACCUGGCGCGGGUGCUCGGCUGGGGACCAUCAUGUGACGAUGACACUCAACUUCCUCAGAUACUGGAGAAGCUAGAGCGAGCCAGCACUAAGAUGUUGGACAGGUGGAGCAUAAUGACAUAUGAGAUUAAAAUACCUCCCAAACACAGCUGCCCGGCCACACCUGAAGAGGCAGAAGAUGGCCAGCUUCAAAUAUCUGCUUAUGAGGAUUCAGUAGCUACUCAUCUCACAAAGAUCCUGAACUCAGAUCAGCACUCAGUGGUCAUUUCUUCAUCCAAGGUUUUGUGUGAGACGGUGAAAGAAUUUGUUGCCAAAGUGGGAAAGUGUUAUGAAAGAAGCAGUGAGAGCUCAGAAGAGACUGAUGCAUUGGCCCUUAAAUGUGCAGUUUUGAAUGAGAAGCUCGACUCGCUUCUGCAGACGCUGAAUUUGGAGGCCCAGGUCCUGACCCCCUCAGCCCUCACCACGCCCCCUAUCGUAGAGGAAGAGGUAGAGGAGCUGGAGGAAGAGGAAGAUCUAAGUGAGGAGUCCAUAACAGAGCUGAAGGAAAACGAGACGGAGAAGGGCACGGCCCAUAAGCUCUUUAGACCCCGUGAGCAGCUUGUGCUGAGGGCCAACAGUCUGAAGAAAGCACUCAGACAGAUCAUCGAACAGGCUGAGAGAAUGGUGGAUGAGCAGAACGCUCACACAGAAGAGCAAGAGCUUCAGUCUCCUACAGACUUCAGGAAGGACAAUGAGGAGGAAAACAAAGACAAUGAGAAGGACGAAGACACUAAAGAACUGGAAUCACUGCCAUUGGCCAAGUCACCGUGCUCACCGCCAGACAGACGUAUCAGUCGCAGCACGCAAUCCUGCGGUUCGUUUUCCAUCACACCCUUCACCACGAGCAAGGAGAAUCUGCCUGUUCUCAACACACGCAUCAUCUGUCCUGGACUGCGGGCAGGUCUUGCUGCCUCUAUAGCUGGAAGCUCCAUAAUCAGUAAAAUGCUGCUUGCCAACAUAGACCCAUUUGGUGCCACACCUUUUAUAGAUCCUGAUCUGGACUCAUUGGAGGGCUAUAUGGAGAAGUGCGUGAUGAAUAAUUACUUUGGGAUCGGGUUGGAUGCAAAGAUCUCAUUGGAAUUCAACAACAAGCGUGAGGAGCAUCCAGAGAAAUGCAGAAGUCGCACUAAGAACAUGAUGUGGUACGGAGUUUUGGGAACGAAAGAGCUCCUACAGCGAACCUAUAAGAAUUUAGAGCAGAAAGUUCAGUUGGAGUGUGAUGGCCAGUACAUCCCACUCCCCAGUCUUCAGGGAAUUGCCGUGCUGAACAUCCCCAGUUACGCCGGGGGGACCAACUUCUGGGGCGGGACCAAAGAAGAUGAUAUAUUUUGUGCCCCUUCAUUCGAUGAUAAAAUCUUGGAAGUGGUUGCUGUGUUUGGCAGUAUGCAAAUGGCGGUCUCAAGGGUAAUCAAACUGCAGCAUCAUCGUAUUGCACAGUGUCGUACGGUUAAAAUCACCAUCCUGGGAGAUGAAGGAGUGCCUGUCCAGGUGGAUGGAGAGGCGUGGAUUCAACCUCCCGGGGUCAUCAAGAUUCAACACAAAAACCGGGCCCAGAUGUUGACAAGAGAUAGGGCAUUUGAAAACACAUUAAAGUCAUGGGAGGAUAAACUGAAAUACGACAAGCCUCCAUUGAGGCCACAUCUGUACCCUCAGCAUUCUGUGGAUCUGGCCACAGAAGAAGAGGCCGCGCUCAUCCAGAUGUGCGCUCGAGCUGCCGAAGAUCUCAUCACUAGGAUUUGCGAGGCUGCCAAAAACUACCAGCUACUUGAGCAGGAGCUCGCCCAUGCUGUCAAUGCCUCCUCUCACGCCAUCAACAAAACACACCCCAAGUUCCCUGAGAGCCUGACAAGAAACACUGCCAUCGAAGUAGCCAGCAAUGUGAAGGCCCUUCAUAAUGAGACUGAAUCUUUGCUAGUAGGACGUGUGCCAUUGCAACUGGACCCUCCACAUGAAGAGCUGCUGUCCAGUAGUCUGCAGAGUGUAGAAGUUGAACUGGGGAAGCUGGCUGAGAUCCCCUGGCUCUAUCACAUCCUACAGCCCAAUGAUGAGGAGGAUCACUCACUGGAAUAUGGAAAGAGAAACAGUCGGAGCAGUAUGUUCCGAAUAGUGCCAAAGUUCAAGAAAGAGAAAAUCCAGAAGAAGUCCAGUCCACAGUCAGUUCAGAGGUGGGGUACUGAGGAGGUGGCCGCCUGGCUGGAGCAGCUCAGCUUGGGGGAGUACAAAGACACCUUCAUCCGCCACGACAUCCGCGGAUCCGAGCUUCUGCACCUGGAGCGGAGAGACCUGAAGGAUCUGGGGAUCUCGAAGGUGGGACAUAUGAAGAGAAUUCUCCAGGGAACUAAGGAUCUGGCCAAGAGUUCGAUGGUGGACCUGUGAGACGUGAAGAUACGUUCCUCUCGUGAGCUCAAUUGGAGCUCGAGCGUGUGGAGGAGGAUUGUGGAUAGAGGGCUUUCUGCCAUUCAUGUAGAAAAGCUAGGAGUGUUUUUAUCGAAAGCCGGUGUGCUGGUGCCAAAACGACAAGGAUUGUGUACAAGUCUUUGUGUUGGACCCAUAGAAAAGCCAUUACUCACUCAUCACACAUCGGUGACACAAUCAGGUAUGCAAUUCUCAUUGCACAGGCAAACUCUGGCCACUUUAAACGUUUGGAAAUCAAGUAGCAGAACAGGACUUCCAUGAAAUGUUCUCUCUGAGAAUAGCAAGGCCUCGAAAUAGCAAACUGGCUCUUUGCCUUGCGGUCGAUGGCAACAAUAGGAGGGUGAUGUGAUGUGUCAGCAAUAUUCUGCUUUCAACAGCACUGUUUACAUUUUAAGGAGACUGAAAGAGAAAGACUGCUUAGUAUUGCAAUGAAACGGCAAUCAUAGUAAAAGUGGUUGCGCAGUCCCAGAAAGGUCAAAGGGGGUUUUCUUUGACCGUGAUAUACUGAUGCAUGGUGUGCUUGCUAUAUUUGGAUAGCUGUUUUACUGCAUGAUCAGCGCGUCUUGUUUUUUAUUGUACAAACUAACACUUGAACAAGUUUUUUAUGGAUUUAGUAUAAUGAUAUUUGUUACUAUUGAAGCAUCCCUUUGGUAACAGUAGACUGCUGAUUCAUUUCUGUUCUAUCCGUCUGCAUGGAAACUUUGUGUGGAAAACCAACGUCAUGUGCCAUAUUUAUUGUAAAAUGAGCUUUAUUGGUAAGAAAUGUUUUUCAACAUAUUAGGUAAGUCAUUUAAGGAUCAGAGUCACCCCCUGUUUUUAAAAUGCUUUACUAUCCCAACAAACAAACAAAUUUAGAUAGAGAUAACUGGAAGUCUUAGCGUAAAUUUACAUAAAACACAAGACCUAUUUAAACAUAGCGUUUUACAUUAGUUCAAAUAGGAAUAAUAUAUUAUUGUUUUAAAUAAGUAAUUGCAGUUGACCUGCAAAAUUGCAUAGCUUAUUUGCUCUUCAUACGGCUGAGUUCAGGAACCCAGUGGAGAUUUGAUCGAGUACCUGCGUCUGCAUUUGGUCGGUGGCAUUACAGGGUAUGAGAUGUUUUGGUCGCUGAUAUAUGCACUGUACAGUACAGUAUAUACAUUUACACAUUUAAACUCUUAAUGCCAUUUAAAGCUUUUGUAUAAUAGUAUGCUUGGAUGAUAUUAUCAGAUGACACAUUUUUUAUUUGUGUAUAGAGCACCUUGUGAAUUCUCAUGUAAUCGCCUUUACACGUCAAGUGCUGUUGUACUCUGUGGAAGGUGCAUUAUUGUAUUUAUUUCGAUACAUUUCUUCUCUAUGAAGUUUUAUUAUGUGAGGUUUUCCAUGGAAAACUAAAACGAUGCACUUCACACACUCCUCGUUUUUUUGGUUUUGGAAUAAGGUGGAGUUUUGGACAGACGAAUCAUGCCAUGUUCUCUCUGAAAUUCAUAAAUCUUCCAAAUUGACGGAUUGUUGGUCCUGUUUAACUGUGCUUCCAGGAUAACAUGCUAGAUGGCUGGAUGUUUCCUCAUUCAGACUAUAAAACAGCUGUGCCUCAUUUAUUUAUUUUUUGUUUUUGUCAUUCUUUGUAAAUUUGGGGAAUUUUGAGCUACAUGUGUUUAUGCAUUGGCUAACACAACCAUAGCAGUGGACUUUAGUUUGAUGUUAUUUUAUCAUUUUCCUCUAGAUGGUGAUAGAUAACAUCAGUAGUUGAUUGAAAGACAGAGCGUGUGUGUAUACGAGAAAGAGAGAGAGAGAUCUUUGGAAAAGAUGGGUUGUUCCCAAGUACUAAGAAAUGUAAUUCCCCCCAUAAUUUACCUGAAAUAAAACAAACAGGGGAAUGAGACAAACCUAGAGGACUGGCUUUGGUUCAUUGCGUGGAAUAUUUCAAGAUGUUUUUUUUUUAAGGAAAAUACACAUUUGAAGAGUUCACUUAGAAUUAUAAUUAUUAUUCUCAAACAUAAAACCCAACUAGAUUCAAUUUUAAACUAAAAGUGAGCUUCAGUUUAAUAAGCAAUAAUUGUUUAUUCAUGAAUUGAUUAUUGCAUUUUGUAUAUCAUUGGUUCUCAACUGGUUUUGAUUCAGGACACAGAUUUGAUAUUGUACAUUAAGUAUAGAUGCCACACAAUGUCUAAAUUGUUUACUGUACAUAAAUGUCCUUAAAAUCAUUACACUGAACUUUAUAAAACCUCCCUAACUUAAACUGCAAUUCAUCGACUGGCUGCUAGAGGCAAGCUCCAAAAAGAGUCAAUUCCCAUAUAGACCCCCAUUUUAAAACUUUACAGCAGGAAAUAAUGUGUUUACAGCGUGGUACAAAAAGUGUUUUUGGUCUAUGUAGCUAAUUUUUUCCCUUCGUGACAAUUGUGGGGGGUGAAUUUUUUUUGUAAUUUAUCUGUUUAAAUGAUAUUAAGCCUUAAAGUUCUGCAUAAUUAAGGCCACUUGAGUGAUGGGUGAACUGACACUGCUGUCACUACUGUCGAGCUAGGCAGGCGUGGUUUCAGCAACCAGCCACGUCAUUUUCGGUUAUCCGUGAGUGAUGCCAACCUGAUCUCACAAAUUUCCGUGGCAUAGUCACAGAAGUUUUUGCUAAUUUUUCCGUGGCAUUCUCACGGAUCUCCGCAUUCACGAACUUUCUUCUUCCGUGGCAUUCGCACGGAUUGGUUACUUAACCGUUUUAUCCUAUUUUCUUACCAUUGUUGCUUCGGUUUAGGGUAAGAUUUACAUAAAAUCACAUCCUUACCCAAACCCAACUCUAACCCCAACGCCAGGUGACAAUUGGUUAAAAUUUAGAAAAUAUUAAAGAAUACAUCAGAAAAAAACUGUAUAAACCAAUACUUAAAGGAACAGUAUGUAGGAUUGUGGCCAAAACUGGUACUGCAAUCACACAGCUGGUGGCCAAUACACAAAAUGACAACAUAAACAUCAGUUGAGGGCUGCAAAUCCACUUUUUUACAGUCUAUGGGUAAUAUAUGUUGUUAUUCCUGUAUGGCAGUGGUAGUGGGUUCGAACCACCGAUCAAUAUAAAUGACUGGAUUGCGCAUGACGUCACAACUGUGAAGCCACCGCGCCUCCAUAUUGGUACGCCCAAACAUUUUAUUAAUGGAAGUUAUCAGAUUUUAAUGAUAAAACAUCACUUUACUAGUCUCCGUUUUUAUAUCUGAAGUCUCGCUGUACAUUAUUACAACGCAAACGUACAUAGUUAUUGUUAUAGUUACUGUUAUACUGUGGUUUUUAAACAGUACUUAACUAAACAUUCAUAUUCAUUACAGAAUCAGAUCAGAAGACAGACCACAGCAUGUUUAGUAUUAAUGACAAACGUGCUCAUUCUGAAAUCUAAAUGAAUAAAUAAUCAUGCUUUGUAUAGUAUGUGCAUGAAAUAAUUUGCUGGUUUUGUAAUUGUUAUCUUUACAUGUUACCUAAACUUAUUCAGAGAAAUAACGCUGACCGUGUAGCUCAAGGUCAAAAACUUUAUUUAUACCCGUCUCAUUAACAAAUGCAGCAGACACACUCACCUUAAUGUUUUUUAUAAAUUCAUUAUCCUACCUGAUUAAAACAUAAACAUUGCAAAUAACAUCAGAAUUAACAAUUCAUUUACGUACACAUAUCCUAAAAAUGUAUCUUGUGUGACUGAUACGCUGUAAAGCGGGUAAAUUUAGAUCAUGAUUUUGAAUGCAAGUCAAUGACGCCCUCUGCCGGUUGGGCACACCAAGAUGGCCGCUCGAACGUUGCGCUGGCUUCACCUUACACUGUUACAUUCAAAUCCAGUCAUUUCUAUAGAUCAAAGAUCUAUAUUGAGGAACACACAAACGGGUUAAAUGUAUAUCUUGUAAUGCACUGUAAGUCGCUUUGGAUAAAAGCGUCUGCCAAAUGCAUAAAUUAAGUAAAUGAAACAUCUUAGUGCAAGAUUUUUUUAAAUUAAAGCAGCCCAAACAUUAAUUUUAAUCUGGGGGGUAAGCACUGUACGGGAAACCGCCCCUAAAUAUUGUAGAGUUCGAAUGGACUGAAGACUUUGGAACAUAAAACAUACUGUAUGGAAUGCUAUAGGUUAAGCUUAUUUGUUUACCUAAUUAUGAUUUUUUUUGCAUAAUUUAUAAUUAUCUAUUAUUAACAUUUACUAUUUAAGUUGAGAACCACUGAUUUACAUAAUUAAGUAAACAGUUGUGUUAUAAAUAUUUUAACGGCCACAUGUCUUAUCCCUCAGAAGUGAGCACCUAUCAAGUUUACUUAAAUGUUUGACUGUAAGCAUUUCAGAUUGGUUGUUUACUGUAUUGGCAGACUCGCACAAAAUCUGUGCCUGUAACAUUCUGUCCCGAAAACUCAGCCGGUAACCACAUAACUGAGACAGCCAUCAUUCACAAACUUUCACAUGCCCCCCUGGCCUUUGUGUGUUUGGUAGUUGAAUAUUUUGGCUUUAAGCUUUAAGUAACCAGCACUUUAACCAGUGUUGUACACUUCUAAUCAAAUCUGCAUUUUUCCCAAAGUUAUACUGUAGAGCAGAAAACACCACGAAGACCUAUCUGUCAGUAUUUGAAGAUGUGAACAGAAAUUCAAUAAGAUGUUCAGACAAUGAAAUGCAUUUGAUAUUUACACACAGGUCUUUUUGUGGUUAUAUCUCAUCAUCUUGAAACCUUUCUCCAUGCAGUGAUAUGCUUAUCAGAUAUGCAAGUUGCUGGUCCUUUAGCAAAAAGUAAUUCCCUAACUAGCUAAAGCCAUAACCAAAGACAUAAAGUUUAUCUGAAAACACUUUUGUCAUGUUGACAAAACUAAAAGAUCCCAGAAGCCCUGCAAAAUUCGCCUUAACGUUAUCAAGCUGUAGCAGAUCUUGUAUAUGGUGCCUCUGUAUAGUUGGUUUGUUUUCAUAUGACUCAAAUCAUACAAGUGCAGUCUUCCUCAUGCCACAAUAAAUACAUCUGCACACAGUCCAUUAGUAUUUAAAUCAGUGAGCGCUCAAGGGACCUGUGGGCUUCAGUGAACAUAAAGCUGUUAACUGCCUGAUUUUUCUAAACCCAAAUUGAUUUGAGGAAUUUGUAGAGCAAACAUAUCUCUGACAUGAUUUAUGUCCAAUUAAGAGAAGUGUGAUGCGAGUUUCAUUUGUUUACAUUGUGUUUACAAUGGCACGGUUUCAUUUUUAAGACCACGUGUAUAGGUAUAUUUACAAUGUUUGCAUAUUUAUUAAGAUUAAACAACUGAUGUGUAAGUGUUUCACUAUUGGAAUAUAAUGUUGCAGUAGUCACUUGUAUUGAUAUCUGGAUGAUUUUUGGUAAGUAGUGAGUAAUUUUUAUGACUACUAACUGACUCUUUUUUGUGCCUUUUUAUGGUAGAUGCAUGGUUAACUAUUUAUUACAAUAUGGAGGUCACUGAGAUGUGUAUUUUUGUAUCCUGAUUAAAUAAAUGUUUCAAUUUUUAUGUAAAUUUUAAGGUGGUAAAGCGCUGCCUGUUGAUAUCUUCCUUCUUCAAUAAAACUGAAUGCAUACACA
Molecule: messenger RNA, 9778 nt
Organism: Paramisgurnus dabryanus
Lineage: Eukaryota; Metazoa; Chordata; Actinopteri; Cypriniformes; Cobitidae
Gene: dgkh
Product: diacylglycerol kinase, eta
Biological process (GO): phospholipase C-activating G protein-coupled receptor signaling pathway
Cellular component (GO): plasma membrane
Molecular function (GO): protein binding; ATP-dependent diacylglycerol kinase activity
Source: RefSeq, a predicted model, not a curated record